UUUGAUUAAGAUUAUACAACAGAGAAUUCUUUAUUCUCUUCGCUUGUCCGAAACGAAUCUUAUAUUAAUUGGAAGUGUGGACAGGUGUUUUUUCGGUUGUCACGGCACUCGGAUCUGACGGGCACAAUAAAACUUCAGCAUUCAACACUCGGCAUCCAAUGCCUAGCCUCUUUUUAGAAUUUUUCAUUUGCUGCUGCCUCCACCUGCCGACAGUUAAAAAAAUGCAUGACAAAGAAUUCAUCAGAACUGGAGCGCUGCACAGACUUCAUAUCCACUAGCAAUGAAAAAGAAUGAAAGCACAUUGAGUUAGUCUUCAUAUAUGGAACCUUUCAGCUGAUACUUAUUAAGUACUCGGUCACAAGCCUUCUAUGAAAACGUGAGGAUCAGAGUCCUGCGUGUCUUCUUCCCUUUUUAUAGAAAGACGAUAAAACUGUUGUAAUUUAGAUUAAUUAAGAAGGCUGAGAAUGGCGUCAAUUGGAGACUUCGAUCCUCUUCACUCCAGCGUCCCUGCAACUAAAAUUGAAAUCACCGUUUCGUGCAGGAACCUUCUGGAUAUGGACACAUUCUCCAAGUCUGAUCCUGUGGUUGUGCUAUAUGUGCAGGGAAUUGGGACCAAGGAGUGGAGGGAGUUUGGCAGAACCGAAGUGAUUGAUAACACGUUAAAUCCGGAUUUUGUGCGCAAAUUUGUCCUGGAUUUCUUCUUUGAGGAGAAACAGAAUCUGCGAUUUGAUGUAUAUAAUGUUGACUCCAGAAGUUCCAACAUUUCAAAGCAUAAGGAUUUUCUUGGCCAGACGUUUUGCACUCUUGGGGAGAUUAUUGGAUCCACUGGCAGUCGACUGGAGAAGACCCUCUCUGGAAUUCCAGGGAAGAAAUGUGGGACCAUUAUUUUGUCAGCAGAGGAACUGAGCAACUGUCGGGACAUUGCCACCAUGCAGCUCUGUGCCAAUAAGCUGGAUAAGAAGGAUUUCUUUGGCAAAUCGGAUCCUUUCCUUGUCUUCUAUCGAAGCAAUGAGGAUGGCACCUUUACUAUAUGCCAUAAAACGGAGGUGAUCAAAAACACCCUGAACCCUGUGUGGCAACCAUUUACUAUUCCAGUGCGUGCACUCUGCAAUGGAGACUAUGAUAGAACAGUAAAAGUGGAUGUCUACGACUGGGAUCGAGAUGGGAGUCAUGACUUCAUUGGAGAAUUUACCACCAGUUACCGGGAGCUCUCUCGUGGACAGAGUCAGUUCAACGUGUAUGAGGUUCUAAAUCCGAAGAAGAAAGGCAAAAAGAAAAAAUACAUCAAUUCAGGCACAGUAACUCUGCUGUCAUUCAAAGUGGAAUCUGAAUACACAUUUGUGGAUUUCAUCAGAGGAGGAACUCAGCUGAACUUCACCGUUGCAAUAGACUUCACUGCUUCUAAUGGAAAUCCUUCUCAGCCAACUUCCCUGCACUACAUGAAUCCAUACCAGAUGAAUGCGUACGCCAUGGCCUUGAAGGCGGUGGGAGAGAUCAUUCAGGAUUACGACAGCGAUAAGCUUUUCCCAGCUUAUGGAUUUGGAGCCAAAUUGCCACCAGAUGGGAAAAUCUCUCAUGUGUUUCCUCUGAAUGCAGACAAUGAAAACCCAAACUGUGUUGGAAUUGAAGGUGUGCUUGAGGCCUACUUUCAAAGCCUAAGAACCGUACAGUUGUAUGGACCAACCAACUUCGCCCCAGUUAUCAACCAAGUUGCAAGGUCAGCUGCUGAUAUAACAGAUGGCUCCCAGUAUUUUGUUCUUUUGAUAAUCACCGAUGGUGUAAUCUCUGACAUGGUCCAGACGAAGGAAGCUAUUGUUAACGCAUCAAGUCUGCCAAUGUCCAUUAUCAUUGUGGGUGUUGGUCCAGCAGAGUUUGAUGCCAUGGAAGAGCUUGAUGGUGAUGAGGUGAGGGUCUCAUCAAGAGGACAGUUUGCAGAAAGAGACAUUGUCCAGUUCGUGCCAUUCCGAGAUUACAUUGACCGCUCUGGAAACCAAGUUCUAAGCAUGGCUAGGCUGGCCAAGGACGUGCUCGCUGAAAUCCCCGAACAGUUGCUUUCCUUCAUGAAAUCGCGUGGGAUCGAACCUCGUCCAGCACUGGGAAGUACCACACAGCAAUCUCUUCACAUGCGCAUCUAAGAUGGCUCCAAAGAGAAAUGUCCAUGACCUCCAGCACUGCCAGUUUUCAGCUACGUGUUCUGUAAAUUAAACCAGAUUGUCCCUGGCACAUACUGGGUACAAGAACAAAUCUUCAUACCAAACACUGCAUGCGAGAAGAAGAUCUUCUUCCUUCAGUUUUAUUCACCGCCAAUGAAAGCUGACCCCAGUGCAGUUUGCUUAAAACACCACAAAGUUUUACAACAAAAGUAUGCAAACCAGUUUUGUGCAGCACAUCUACUUUAGUGUGUUCUCUCUGUCUUUUGAAUGUCUGUCUCUUGUUUUUUUAAGAAAGGGAGGUUGAAGGGGGGGGAAAAGAGAAGGCUGUCAUUUUAGCUGUCUUGCACAAUUGACUGGAACAUUUGCAGGAAUCUGCAGUAGCUGCAAAACAUGUGGAGUCGAUUGGAAGAGCUGGCCUUAAGAGAGGCUUAUCUUGAUAGUGUUUUUGCCAAAUACUUCUCUGUAAAUAUCUGUGAAUGUCACCUCUGUGGGCAAUUCAUUAAUUCCGGUAUCCAGUGAAGCAGAGCAAAUUCCGAGUUACUGUCUUCAAAUAGCUGGUUUCAAAUUCCUGUUAAAUAUUCUCCAAAGUGGGGAAAGACAAUAUAUAAUUCUAAACAUCUCUCUGUAGCUCCUCGAGGUUUUUUGAAAUCUUUAAAAAGAGAUUUUGCUCUUUGAAAGAAGUUUCAGGCGUAACAGGGGUAGAUAGAAAUCUGGGCCAAUUGAAUGAUGAUUUCCCUCCUGACAAAAUAAUAUUUUUAGUCAUUUACUGUUACUUGAUAUUUAGUACAGAGUACAAUAUAACUGACAUUUAAGAAUCUGAAAAGCAAUAAUUUGAUUAUUCCUUAUUCUACAGAUAUUUUGUGGUCUUUAUACAACUUUCUGCAUUUAAAGAUGUUGUAAUGUAGCAAAACCAUCAGAAUUAGGUUAGGAGUUGGUACUUUUAUUACUCUUCUUUGAAAUACAUUAUUGGGUUUAUUUAGUUAUUUAAACUGGCACUUUUAAAUAAGUUUUAUUUAUUUAGGCAAAUCAUAUGUUUAUGUAUCUCCUUGUGUCACAUGUUUAGGUCAAGAAACAACUUGCUGUGCUAAAAAUGUCUGUUUUUAUAUAUAGUCCAGCUUAGAAGUUACCUUUUCCUGUGAGAACAGCUUUAUACCAAAUCACAUUGUUAAUGCAGAAUGUUUUGUAUCUCUUCCUUCAUGGAUCAAAGACCCUAUUAACACAAUUUUCUAAAUAUGGCUAAAGAAUGUACACAUUACUCUUUAGCUUGUGUUUUUUAAGGAAAAAACAUUUUCAUUUCAGUUUACUCCCCUGUUGAGGGUUACGGCAAAAACAGAAGGAUUAUGAAGAAAUGUGACUACACUGUUGAACUACAAAAUAAAUUAUUUAUUUUAAUUUAUGGACUAUAAAGUUUAUAGACAAGCAUUCAUUACAGAGACGGUUUGUGUUAACAUUGUUACUUUGCAGCACAUCAAAUUAUUUAAUUCUUAUUACUGCUACUUCUCUAAAUAAUAUUGCAUUAGCAACAGUUAACAUUACACUUUAUGAGACUGAGAAUGGUAUUUGAAAAAUGAAUUACCUGUAUAUCACGCUUUGGAUUGAGAGCAAACCUGAAAGCAUACUGCUGAUCGUAGUUCUUAUUUAAUAUGAUUGCAUGAUUCUGUUUAUUAUUAUGAAUGUACUGAGUACUACUGUAUGUCCAAAUAUUAUUACGCAGAGAAAUUGUUUUUUAUUGUAUAUUCAGGACAAAGAAAAAUACAAAAACAUCAGGGCAAAAAAAAAGCAAAACAUAAAUGCAAGAACUUAGAUCAAAAUUACUGUAGAUGUGUAAUAGAAAUUGGACACAAUAAAUCCUCACAAUUUAAUAAACUAGAAUAAAAUCAAUGGCAUGAAGCCAAGCAGCAGUAGAUAAACAAGUCUUUGUUUCUUAUCUGUAUCAGCUGCCCACCCCGUUGUAAAUUAAUUUAUAAUGGGCUGGAUGCCUGCAGAAAAAUAUAGCUUGAAUUGUCUGUAACAGUUAUCAAAGCAGUACUUAGUUUGUCUUUUAUUCUUUUACCUUGAAUGUCACGGUUGGCAAGGUUUUUUCCGCCCAGGUUGCAGAGAAGGUUUGUUUAUUUCUGUUAACUAAAUGUUAAGGUUAACGUUGUAUACAAGCAGGUUGAAAGCAAAAACUGUUGUCUCCUUCCAUGGGAGUAUCACACAAUUGGACACUGAAGGCUUCUUGCAAAAUAAUUUUUGCUUUAAUUUGCAACUUGUACGAAGCUGAGGCUGAUGCUUCCCAAGCUAAUUUGCAGUGUCUUGGGAGCUCAGUUUCUGGAUUUUUCUCAGUACUUCUUGGGACUUAAUUAAAAGCCCUUUUUGAAACUGUUGUAUAGGCUAUUCUUGGCUUUUCUAGCCUUGAAAACAUUUGUGAGUUCCUCACUUCUUUAAAUACUGUAUAUGAAAGUCUUAACUCAUAGAUUAAUCAUUAAUGUUUACAAAUAAUUAAUGUUUUCUUAUUUCUUCUGUGCUUCUACUUAUGAUGAGUAAAACUGACUGCAGUAAAGCCAUUAACAAAUGUGUAUUAGCUAUAUUGUGAAACCUAGUCUCUUUAUCAACGUUCCUUAAAAUUUGUGUGUGAUAACUAUAUUGUUUCCCUGCUUAAAUGAGACAUCUUAAACAGCCUGUGUGUGACAGUGACUUAAUUUUCCCACAUAUUGCCAUCUCAUUUAAAAUACGGCUUAUUUUUCCCCAAAGUACAUUAUUGUUAACUUUUACCAGUAAACUGAAGUUAAGGUUAUUCACAGUUAAAUUGGAAAUUCAUUUUUAUAAUGUCUUAAAAAUUAGAAGUAAUUAUUAAUUACACUGGGAUGCAAGAGGAGGAUAUUGGCUCAAAUUCUAUAUUCAUUUUCAGUUUUUGAAAAAAAUCCCUAACUUACCAUUACACAUUAACACAACAUUUUUAAUAAGUACAACAGUGCAACCUUGCCACACAGGUAGUGAAAUAAAGAUCAAUACCUUUUACUUUUGCUCUAAGGCUUGUAGUAAUCUUACAGAGAUAUUGCUCAGUACCACAGAUUCGUACCAAAUCAGGGAUGACUGUGUGUAUAUAAGGCCUCAAGUUGUUUCUUGACACUUCCCUUAUCACUCACCCACAAAAGUGCUGCUGAUGAGUGUCAGUGGUCGUGAUUGACAUGGACACUUGACAGUUUUUUUUUUUUUUGCUCUUCUUGUGGAUGGUAGUGUAGAUUAUCCAAGUGGAAUAAUAUGAUGAUGCCCGAGCUCAAUCCUAGAUGAUCCUACAUCCUAGAGGGUAAACUAAAGCAUUCAUCAAACCUGGCAUGAUAUGGGUAGAUAAAAAUCCAAUUAAAACCCCCAGAUUUGAACCCAAACUGCAACCAUACAGUCUUUAAAGGCCCUCUGGUCAUGGAACUGAUGUGUAUGUCACAGAGUAUUAAAUAUACUAGACUGUGAACCAGGAUACAUUACCUUUUCUUGAAUAAAACUAACAUACUUACCGGAUAUUGUAAAUACUAUAUCCAUUGUCUAGCUGAAAGUAUUAACUUAGAAGAAGGUUUGUUGGAGGAAGAUAUAUGGUAUAAGUCAAUUGAGAUCUCACCACAAAUGGCAGCUAUUUCUACAUGUUAACGAUAGCAGUCCUAAUACUUGGGGGGGGAAAUAGAUUAAGAAUGCGUGGCCUUAAUUUCAUCAUUAAAAAUGUGUAUGUGUUUUUUCUAAUUGUCCUGUGACUGAGUUGUAAAGCUGAUCUUGUAUUGUAAUUUACGCAUUGCAUGCCCAGCCUUUGUCCUUAUAUAUUGGCGUUAUCCUUCAAAUACCUUCAGUUAGUGUAAAUGCAGCAUCUGAACUAUGAGUUUUAUGAAAAAACACUGGUCUUGUUUAUACUGGCACUUUGGAUUGUCAAUGUAUAUUUUCUGGUCGUCACUGUUGCUCUUGGUCUUGUAUAUUCUUAGAAAAAGCAAAUAUACUGUGUAAAGAUAAAGUAGUUUGAUUAAAAUAGACUGAUUUUCUUUUUCAAUUGCAGACACCACAAUAUACAUACAGUAGACUAAAUGUUCAUGAUACUUCGAAAGCUGUGGAUGGAAAUUUACUUUAAAAGUGAAGCCAAAUUAUAAAACACAAUGACUCACCUACAAGUAUAAGACAUUUUAAUCAAAUCUUGGAAAUUGGAAACCUGGACUUUUCAUUUCAUUAACAAGUGUGCUAUUUUUGUGAAAAAGAUGAAGUGGAGAGAUGCAUCAGCAUGUGAGCUGUAAGGGAGCAAGCAGAGGUUGAUUUCACAGUGAAAAGUAAUCAAAAAGAAGAAAAACACAAUUUUCUGGUGCCUUUUCCAGGAGUGUGUUUUGUUUUUCUUUUUACUUUUAGCACAGACGUAAUGUCUGCUUGUCCUAAUUGUGUUAUAUUUAUGCCAUUUAAUGUGAAUAUAUGCUCUUGUGUGUCAUUAAAUGACAAUACUAUGGAGAACCAUUCACAUUUGAGUUGUUUUCCCUUACAGAAACAGAAUUGUUCAGUGAAAAUUUGUCUAAAACAUUUACCUUCAGCUUUGUCUUUAAAGUUUUAUUUUCAAUUGGAAAUAUUAUUUGUUUUAAUUUUUGGGGGGGUUCUCUUUUGUAUGUUUCUAAAGAUCAUGCAGAAUCUAAAUCAACUGAGACUAUGAUGUCAUGAAUGAUGAAACCAAGACUUAAUUACUAUAUACCUGAUGCAAAUUAAGAGUGAAUCUGGAAUUUUAAACUCGGUAAUAAAAAAUAUCUUCCAGUUCUUGCCAUAAUGUUUGAGCCGUUAACAAAAAUGGAAAGAGCUGUUAAUAUCCAUAUAUGACUGUGAUCAUCAUAAGCAUAAGAUUCAAUACAGAACAGAUCAGGCAAAGUUCCACGUUAGGUCCAGAGAGAUAAACUUGGAAAAUUUUGUAUUUCCUGAAACACAUCACAGUACUUUUUAACGUCUUUUUCCAAUUUUCUUCCAAAGUCCGCAGAGUGAUUAAAUUCCAUUAACCAAAGAAAGCUGUCUGCUAAAGGAACUGAUUUAGAUUUAAAACUGUCAAAAGGGACCAUUUCCACAAAAUCUGUCCAAAAUAUUUAAUAUCAGAAUAUGAAAUGAAAGAUGAUGAUCAAUAAUAUAUUUUAAUCCUCACAAAGAACAGCAUUUUCUUUUUUGUGAUUCACCCUUUUGAUAUCAACAGGUUUUAAACACUGCCCUAUCUACCUUUGCAGUAUGUUAUAAUGUACUGUAUAGUUUGUCAAGGGUAUAAAUGUUUAUUUAAAUUAAACCCAUUUUGCUGCUACCAUUAACCAAUGUAAGAUUACAUAUUUAGUACCUGUUAUGCAUAUAAAGUAGUAAUAAAAGAAAUAUUUUAUUUUCUUGGUAAAGGGGUUUGUUAGCUUUUAUUUCAAGCUUCAUUGAAAGCUAUGUGUAAUGGAAAUGGUUCUAGGCAUGUAUAAAAUGACUUCAAAUGUUUCUGUUAUGCCUUCUGGUAAACAUACCAUACACUGUAUGGUAUAUACUGUAACUGUUGACAACCCUGUGUAAAAGCUUCAAAAGAAUAAAAAAAACAGUACUAACUUAGUGGUUCACAA
Messenger RNA from Lepisosteus oculatus (spotted gar), 7720 nucleotides. The record is from RefSeq and is a predicted model, not a curated record. Lineage: Eukaryota; Metazoa; Chordata; Actinopteri; Semionotiformes; Lepisosteidae.